Molecule: messenger RNA, 1939 nt
Organism: Chaetomium fimeti
Lineage: Eukaryota; Fungi; Ascomycota; Sordariomycetes; Sordariales; Chaetomiaceae
Product: Myb/SANT-like DNA-binding domain-containing protein
Exons: 2
Coding region: 470-1861 (463 amino acids)
Source: RefSeq, a predicted model, not a curated record
GCUUCACCGUCCCAACCUCUGCAAAUGAUCCGCGCCAUCGACGCUCAGUGCCACAAAACGGUGUCUCUUUCAGCCCGCAACAUCUCGGCCGGGCGCAGAAAAGACAUGUCCGGUCUGGAGAUGUCCUUCAUGGAAUAUUUCUGAUCGCGUCACCCUGAGCCGGCGCACCUCCGUCGCGACGAAGAAGAAGAGAGGGAAAGUUGGGGGCUUUUUUUUUCUCGCUUGGAAAUCGCGGUCUGCGCUUUUCAGCGCUGCUCUGUUCCGAGUUCUGGGCGCUAAACUUUUUAGUUAGCGCUGGGGAUCGCCCCCCUCCGUUUCACGACCCUUCCCCCAGUCAGUCGCCAAAACUCCAUUGCCCACUACGACGGCCACAUCCGCCCUCGUCCCGAGUCGCACGACCAAAAACCCUACCCGUCCGAUCUCCGAUCUCCUCCACGCCGACCGGAGGGUUCCACCCGCGCGGACCGCCAUGUCCGACGAGGACUUCUCGGCCGCCGGCGGAGGCACCGGCAGGGUGUCGGGCCCGGGCAAGCAUCGCGGGCCUCGAUUCACUUGGAAUCCCCAGUACGAGGCCACCUUCUUCCGCUCUCUCUGCGAGUCCGUCUCGCUCGGCCUGCGCGAUGGUAGCACCUUCAAGCCCGAAGCCUGGGAGCACGCCAUGGCCGCCCUCAUCGAGAAGCACAACGCAUACGCGAACAAGAGCCAUCUGAUCAACAAGACCGACAAUGCCCGCAAGAAGUAUCGCCUCUGGCGCGGCUUGCGCGAGGACCCUGAAUUCUACUACAACGCCCAGACCCGCACCGUGACGGCUACCGACGACGCAUGGUCGCGCCAUCUCCAGAAAGAGCCACUCGCACGCUCCCUCCGCGCCCGGCCCUUCGAACACGAAGAAUACUACGAGAUACUCUUCCCCGACGUCAUCGGCUCCGGCGGCGCCCCGAAACGACUGACGAAACCGCGCCGGAAGGGGACAGACACGGUCAACGGGACGGAAGAGGCCGAGGCGCCGGGGACCGCCAUCAUGGACCUGCUCACAGAUACGGCCUAUAUCAACCCGAGCCAGACACAUAUUCCGCCGCCGAUGCAACCCGCAAUGCCAGCCCCGAUGGCCGUCCACCCCCCACCUCAACAACAACAUAGGGCGAAUACAAUGCCGCCGCCACCGCCCCCGCCGCGGUCCUCCGUCUCCUCCGCCUCGGCAUUGACCCCGCCCGAGGAGACAGCUCUCCAGUCUCGCAAGCGCUUGCAAGCGCCAGAUAGCAAUUCCUCCUCGGCAGGCCACCCCCCCGACAAGCGCCGCCGUACCGCUGCUCCGGGCUACCUCGACUUGACCCAGCAGCAGCAACAACAGCAACAACAACAGCAGCAGCAGCAACAGCAGCAGCAACAACAACAGCAACAGCAACAACAACAGCAACAGCAACAGCAACAGCAACAGCAACAGCAACAGCAACAGCAACAGCAACAACCUCAACAAAACACCACCACGACCCCCACGACUCUCCCACAAACAUCACCCAACCCCACCGCCCUCCCAUCAACCACCAACACGGCCGGAGCCAGCACAAGCGGAGGCGGCCCAACAACGCUCGCCGACACGCUCCACCUCCUGUCAGAAGCCCUGCGCAGCAGUAACGGCGGCAUGGCACGGGGCGGCGGCAAGCCGACCCCGGGUUGGCAGGAGCAGGCGAUGGACAUGUUCUUCCGGGACUUUGUGGCCGAGGACAUGGACCUGCAGCUCAAGAUCGCCGAGAAGGUGCUCACGGACGAGAACAAGGCCAUGGUCUUUUGCAAGAUGCCUGAUGUGCUGCGCCGUCACUGGGUUAAGAGGCUGAGGGAGGUGCAUAAUAGGAUUGCGUAGCUUCUUGGGAGGCUGGGUGGGCGCGGGUGGUGGCUGGUGGUUGGUUAGGGGUUUGAAGGGGAGGGGGUGUGAGAAGGG